Molecule: messenger RNA, 7236 nt
Organism: Colossoma macropomum (tambaqui)
Lineage: Eukaryota; Metazoa; Chordata; Actinopteri; Characiformes; Serrasalmidae
Gene: stxbp5b
Product: syntaxin binding protein 5b (tomosyn)
Exons: 31
Coding region: 273-3932 (1219 amino acids)
Biological process (GO): regulation of protein secretion; regulation of exocytosis
Cellular component (GO): plasma membrane; cytoplasm; SNARE complex
Molecular function (GO): syntaxin binding; myosin II binding; GTPase activator activity
Source: RefSeq, a predicted model, not a curated record
CGUGCUGUGGAGCGAAGGGAGGGACUAGUGCAGCAGGAAUCCGGUUGGAUCGGCAGUGUCAGUGCGACGCUGCGAAUGGAAAACGACCAAUAUUUGCUAACGAUUUUGUAGCCUGUGCGUUGCAGUAUGUUAACUUUGGACACGGAGGACGGUUUAAUAACGCCGCCUGACAUGUGAGACAAAACAAGAAAGCAGAGCUGCAGGAGACCUGGCCGCGUCUUCUCCUUUCUGUUUCGCGAUUUCUCCGUUGAUGCAUCUUGUCGGGAAGAAGCAUGAAGAAGUUUAAUAUCAGAAAGGUGCUGGAUGGCUUGACUGCGGGUUCCUCCUCCUCCUCUUCGUCCGCCUCGCUUCAGCCGGGCAACAGGGAAAACGACGUUAUUCAGGAGACUCUGCAGUCUGAACAUUUUCAGCUUUGCAAGACAGUGCGACAUGGCUUUCCUUACCAACCCUCUGCCAUGGCCUUUGACCCUGUGCAAAAAAUAUUGGCCAUUGGGACACAGAAUGGAUCCCUAAGACUCUUUGGCCGGGCAGGAGUGGAGUGUUACUGCCAGCAUGAGAGCGGCUCGGCUAUCAUCCAGCUGCAGUUUCUCAUCAAUGAGGGGGCGCUGGUGAGUGCUUUAGCUGAUGACAGCAUUCACUUAUGGAAUUUGAGACAAAAGAUUCCAGCCAUUCUCCACUCUCUUAAAUUCAGCAGGGAGAGGAUUACUUUUUGCCAUCUUCCCUUCCAGAGUAAAUGGUUGUAUAUCGGAACAGAAAGAGGGAACAUUCAUAUUGUCAAUGUGGAGUCCUUCAGUCUCUCAGGCUAUGUCAUCAUGUGGAACAAAGCCAUUGAACUCUCUUCAAAAACCCACCCUGGACCUGUGGUGCACAUCAGUGAUAACCCUAUGGAUGAGGGAAAGCUUUUGAUUGGUUUCGAAUGUGGUUUUGUCGUGCUGUGGGACUUGAAAUCAAAGAAAGCUGACUACCGCUACAAUUAUGAUGAGGCGAUCCACUCUGUGGCCUGGCACCAUGAGGGGAAACAGUUUGUGUGCAGUCACUCAGAUGGUACACUUACCACAUGGAAUGUACGAUCCCCUGCCAAGCCUGCACAGAUCAUUACACCACAUGGUAAGCAGCCUAAGGAUGGAAAAAAACCUGAACCAUGCAAGCCCAUUCUGAAAGUGGAGUACAAAACAGCCAGAGCAGGGGAGCCUUUCAUGAUACUGUCUGGAGGUCUUUCGUAUGAUACGGUGGGUCGCAGGGCCUGUCUGACUGUGAUGCAUGGAAAAAGCACUGCUGUGCUGGAGAUGGACUACCCCAUUGUAGAUUUUCUAGCGCUGUGUGAAACUCCCUAUCCAAAUGAUUACCAGGAGCCUUAUGCUGUAGUGGUUCUGCUGGAGAAGGAUUUAGUAGUUAUUGACCUUGCACAACCUGGGUACCCAAGCUUCGAGAAUCCAUAUCCUCUGACCAUCCAUGAAUCUCCUGUGACCUGCUGCGAGUACUUUGCUGACUGCCCUGCUGAACUCAUUCCUGCACUUUACUCUGUGGGCUCCAGGCAGAAGAGACAGGGCUACAGUAAAAAAAAAUGGCCUAUAAGUGGUGGUAACUGGGGCCAGGGUGCACAAAGCUACCCAGAGAUCAUCAUCACAGGACAUGCCGAUGGAUCAGUCAAGUUUUGGGAUGCUUCCGCACUAAUGUUGCAGGUGCUGUACAAAUUGAAAACUGCAAAGGUAUUCGAGAAGACCCGCAAUAAGGAGGAGAAGCCCAGUACUGAUAUAGUGGAUGAAGACCCUUUUGCUAUCCAGAGCCUGGCCUGGUGCCCAGAGAGUCGUUUGCUAUGCGUGGCUGGGGUCUCUGCUCAUGUCAUUGUUUACCGGUUCAGCAAACAGGAAAUUACCACAGAGGAGGUUCAGCUGCUGGAGGUGCGUAUGCAGUGUGAGCUAAAUGAAGUGGACUCUCCGGAUGUGGGAGGGGAUCAGGCAUCAGCUGUGUCCACGCCGGGAGCUUCCUCCAGCCCUCAGUCCAGCGCACCACAAACACACCCAUCUACCAGCAGCAACAACUCCUCUGACGGCCUGCGGGAUAACGUGCCCUGCCUCAGGGUUAGGAACACUCCACUGAAACAGUCACCAGGAUACCAGGUGGAACUGAUUAUUCAGCUGGUGUGGGUCAGCGGGGAGCCACCACAGCAGAUCACCAGCUUGGCUGUCAACUCUGCAUAUGGCCUAGUGGCUUUUGGUAAUGGUAAUGGGCUGGCAGUAGUGGACUACCUUCAGAAGACCCUGUUACUCAAUAUGGCCACAGCAGAGCUCUACGGUUCCUCUGAUCCACACCAGAGACAACCGCGCUCACCCCGCAAGGCGAGGCAGCCCUCUGGAGACAAUCUACCUAAGACGUCUUGCAUGUCCAGCCUCUCUAGCUUUUAUUCUGAAUCUGUGAAAAAACUACGCUCUUCUUAUCUCAGUCUCUGUGAUGGCAACGAUGGGUCUGCAGGUUCAGAAGACCGGUGCAAGUCACCUACAUCAGGUUCUGGUUCACCUUCCCAUUCAGAUGAUGAAAGCAAGCAUAAUUUUCUUGAAAGGGUGAAAUCGAAAAGCAAGCUGAUAUCAAAGAGUGUUGCCAAUGACUUUGGCUAUGUGCACAACAUGGUGAUGUAUUACAAGGCUAAGAUGUCACGGAAAUUUAGCAUGGCUGCUGAUCAGAAAGAUGGGAAUGUACAGAAGCAGCGUUCUCUCCCUAGUCAGAAAUGUGCAAGUGAUGUGUCCAGAAGAAAAGCAAGAACUAUCCCCAGGACUCAGUUUGUGUCCAAAUCCAAUGCCAGAGACAACUCCUUCAGUCGCUCGCGCAGCUCCAGCGUGGCCAGUAUUGACAAGGAGUCUCGUGAGGUCAUCUCUUCUUUGCACUUUUAUGACUGUCUGUCUAGGAAGAGUGAAGCAACAGCAGUCGCCAGCCUAUGGUUGGGCACCUCCAUGGGCACUAUGCUGGCCAUCUCCCUUAAUGUGCCCUCCACCCCAGAGCUGAGGCUGCAGCAGACUGUAGGCAUCUCAUUUUGUGGUUCAGUGGUUCGACUGAAGGGAGGCAUCCUGCGCAUGGCUUUGAUGGAUUCUACUGGCUCUCUCCAGCCUCCUGCCUAUGAGUGCUGGUAUGAUCCCAACGCCCCCGAGGAUGAGAAGGAGCGGACACGGAGGCGCCGGCCCGCCUCACCACCGUCCACUCAGGAAAACCAGGACAGCCACUACGCUGUGGUCUGCUCUGAUAAACAGGCCAAAGUGGUGGCUAUGCCUUCGCAGAACUGCGUCUUUGAACACAACAUUACGGAGAACUCGUUCGUGCUGAGGGCUGAUGUAGUGAUCAUGCCUGCUGGCAUCUGUAUUGCUUGCUUCUGUGCCAAUGGGCACAUCAUGACUUUAAGUUUGCCAAGUCUGCGGCCACUGCUGGAUGUGAACUACCUGCCCCUCACGGACAUGCGAAUAGCCAGAACUUUCUGCUUCUCAAACUUGGGCCAGGCUCUGUAUCUUACUUCCCCUACAGAGAUCCAGAGACUCACCUACAGUCAGGAAACAUGUGACAACCUACAGGAAAUGCUGGGAGAGCUGUUCACUCCAGUAGAGACACCAGAGGCUCCUAACAGAGGUUUCUUUAAGGGUCUUUUUGGAGGUGGGGCCCAGUCCCUAGAUAGAGAGGAUCUCUUCGGUGAGUUGGCAGCAGGUAAGGCCUCGCGCAGCCUGGCCCAGCACAUCCCAGGACCAGGCAGCAUGGAGGGCAUGAAGGGGGCAGCAUCAGGCGUGGUGGGGGAGCUGGCACGUGCUCGGAUAGCUCUGGAUGAGAGAGGACAGAAACUCGGCGAGCUGGAGGAGAGGACAGCAGCCAUGAUGGCUAGCGCAGACUCUUUUUCCAAGCAUGCGCAUGACAUGAUGCUGAAGUACAAGGAUAAGAAGUGGUAUCAGCUCUGAUGGCCAUGUAAGGAGUCGGAGGCCUUUGCCUUAGGGCUGCAGACACGUCCCUUCUCUCCCCCUUCUUCCUCCUGCGCCUGCCAUCCUCGCCCAGUACAACACCACACCGAUACCUCAGUCACUUGACUCAGGCUAAGAAGCAGAAGGGAGGCAGAGGAUAGAAGAAGGUGGGGAAGGGAAGAGGAAUGCCAGAGUAGCCCUUCCAUCUUUUAUGGCGGUAUCUGAGUGGUUAAGCCCCCUUUCCCUUCCACAAAGAUGAUCUUUUUAGUUACAGGAGAGGGCGCUCAACACAUAUGCAGCCCUUGCUACUCACUCUCAUCAUCUAUGCUGUCAUUUUUCACUGCCAUUCUACUUACAGAAACUACAAAAUGGAUUGUGGUGUUUGUUUUUAUACAUUAGUUGAGAGUACAGCUGAGAAAUACAGAAAAUGUUCACUGCAUUGCCAGGUGUAAUGCUACUGAUAAUAGCUUGGGCAAGAAUAAACGGCAUGUCCAGUGACUUUCUGUUCAGAAACCUAGCAUUUUAUUCUUUUUUUGUGCGUUUUCAACUAGACAUGGGCCAGACUGUCUUACAUAAGACGUCAUGAAGUGUCAUUAAAUUAAUCUCUAAAGGGCUGGUAAUGUGCUGUAAUUACCACAUAUCAUGUGAUCAUUCUGCCAUAUCAGACUGGAAGCUGGCCAUAGUUAAGUAGUCGGUGAAAUUAAUGUCUUUCACUAAAGGACAUGCUGGUUUACACUGAUUAGAUUCCAGAAGUCUACCAGAAGCCAAGAUCUUUCUCACUCCUAACUUAACACAGGCAGAUUACACCGAUCAGCCAUGACAUUAAAACCCCUCCUUGUUUCUACACUUACUGUCCAUUUUAUCAGCUCCACUUACCAUAUAGGAGCACUUUGUAGUUCUACAAUUAACGACUGAAGUACAACUGUUUUUUGUAUACUUUGUUAGUCCCUUUUUACCCUGUUGGUCAGGACCACGACAGAGCAGGUGUUAUUUGGGUGGUAGAUCAUUCUCAGCGCUGCAGUGACAUUGACGGGGUGGUGGUGUGUUAGUGUGUGUUUUGCUGGUAUGAGUAGAUCAGACACAGCAGUUGCUGCUGGAGUUUUUAAAAUGAUAAAAUGGACAAUGAGUGAAAAGGUUUUAAUGUUAUGGCUGAUCAGUGUAUAUACAUCCAAACAGAUUAGUGUGAUCUGCUCAUCCUCUGAAUACUUGGAGAUUUCAAAGUAGUUGUAUAUCAUUCACUGGAGUAAUAUAUCUGAUACCUGGAGCAUGUUGUACCAUUCUUACCCAUGUGAAGAAACUUAAGACUUUGGAAGUUUGAGGCAUGAAUUAUGACAGUAUGUGCCUUGUGAAGAUGGAUGUACUAGAUGUGUUCACUUCCAGGGAAGAAUUUGCCAAUUAGUAAACCGCUGAAUGUUUCAGGCUCCCAUGAUGCUUCAGCUUCUCUGCUCUGGGCCGAGGAGAUCCCAUAGAGCAGCGUGUAUCUAACCAGCUCCAAAAGAGGUCAGCCCUGCUGUUAAACUGCAGUACAGGCCAUGGUGUCCAUCUUUUCUCUGGAAGAAAGGACAUAUAUUUAUCUUCUGUUCAUGUCCAUUUUUUUCCUUUGAAAAUAUGCAUGUGUCUUGUCUGGAGGACCAUAGCCAUCCGUGUAUUUGUCGUUGCAGUGGAAGUGACCAAGCGCCACUAAGUGUUUUAUGUAACUCCAUGCUCUUGGUCAGCAUUCGCUCAGUCUGUACAGGACAAGGGGCUUCUUUUUUGCCUUUUGCUUAUCAUGCAAAUAUGCUAACCUCGACCUACAUGUAUAUCUGUGAGUUUGUGAACAUACAUAUACGCAGGAAUAUGUGUAUGCCCACACAAUGGUUACAGAAAUGCCAUAAGUCUUUUUUUUCUUUCUUUCUAUUUGUGAGGUGCAAGAAAUUGCUGCUACUUGUGUUUAUUUAGGAGCAUUAUUUUUGUUGUUCUUUAUUUACCAAUGAAGAGCAAGGCUUUUCUUUUCUCUUUCCAAAUUGCUGCCAAAUGUUGUAAAUAGCUGGACGUUUGAAGACAAAUUUGAGAGAGAUGGCAUAGUCAAAGCAGCUGGGGAUGGUUGCCAAGUUCUUGUCCGACACCAAAGAGUUAUUUAGUUUUGCUUGUUGUUCUCAUAUCCAGAAUGCAAGGCUUUGACCUGCUGUUUUACUGUUCUGCUGUAUCUGAGAAACUGGUGUCAGGACCUCCCUAGAAAUACAGUGAGCCACUCCUUUGCUUGCCGUGACGUUUGUGUAAAUACCUACCAAAAUAGAGAAUUUUCAGCGUUGACUGAACUGAAAAUGAAUUACGCUACUGUGCUUCAUAUUCUUCUUUUUUGUAUAAGCAAUUGUGUGGUUUUGCACUAUAUGUUUUGUAUUAUAAUGACAUGGAAGUCAUUUUAUUGAUAUUUUUGUAGUUUGUAUUGUAACUAUUUUUUGGCAUUUGUUUCUUUCAGAAGGACCAAAAAAAAUGAGAACGCAAGAUGCUGAAGUGUGUUGAUGGCAAGCUUCAGGAGUGUCUUUUACUCUCAGAUCUGUCUUCAUUGUCAGUUUAAUGAUAUUAUAUUUAUAUAUUUGGAAGAUAUAUAUACUUUUAAUUUCAGAUAUUUACAAAUGAAUACUUUUAGUAUAUUAUUUAAAAAGAGAAUGGUGCAUUUUAAGAAAAUGAAUUAGUUGUAAAUAUUCUCCGUAAAUCCAAUGUAAAACUGAAACACCUUGGAGGGUGAGCCAACUGUUUGGUCAUGAGUUAAAGGAGGAGCUGCUGCAGCCUGAGGAAGCUCCCUUCCUCUGAAACUAUCUCUGGCCAUCUCUGUAUACUGUGUGUCCUACAAGUUUCUUGCACAAAAGAGGCAGCAUGUUACUUAGUGUUUACAAACUUGAAACAUCCAUUUACGUAUACCCUUUAUAGGAGGCGUCUGCUUUGGGAAUAUGCCAGAAUUAUAUGUUUGAUGAGAACAAAUCACAUUGUAUCUUUUUAUUUCCCCAAUCGGGCAUGAAGGAGCAUAUUUAUUCAAUGCGCAUUGUUAUGGUUUGAAUUGUUCAGCGUGAGCAUACCUAACCAAUACAGUUCUCCCUAAAGCUCUUACUGUUCCAUUUUCUAGGUGGGCCUCUUUUCUCAGUCGUCAUCUUCUUGGGAAAGUUUCAGUGGGGUGUAGUUUUUCUCAUUAUAGCCAAGUUAUUGUACAGUUUUAUUAAGCAAAAUUUCACAUGGAUGUUUGUCUUAAUAUGCUGCCACCUACAAUUUAAGAAAUAUGUUGAUAAACCUAAAUGUGCAAUGGAAAAAUAAAUGUAAAGCAAAGAUA